Molecule: messenger RNA, 1902 nt
Organism: Dendrobium catenatum
Lineage: Eukaryota; Viridiplantae; Streptophyta; Magnoliopsida; Asparagales; Orchidaceae
Product: DEAD-box ATP-dependent RNA helicase 5
Exons: 7
Coding region: 149-1744 (531 amino acids)
Biological process (GO): P-body assembly; cytoplasmic stress granule assembly
Cellular component (GO): P-body; cytoplasmic stress granule
Molecular function (GO): mRNA binding
Source: RefSeq, a predicted model, not a curated record
GCCCUUGGUCGAGCUGAGCGACCCACGCCCCGGUCUGACCCUUGGGGCCUUGCCCUCCUCCUAUGCAAGGGUUUUCGAGUAGAAGCACACCCUUCACCGUCGAUUGUUUGCAGCCGUGUAGGCCGCACCGCCGUCCGUCGCCGUCGACAUGGCAAAAGGGGACGAUGCAUUGAGGAGAAAGAGGAACAGGGUCAAUAGGAAGAGGCUGCGCAAUAGCGAGUCUUCUGUCUCCGCUCGUGUUGCCGCUAUCAUCGCUGCCAAGUGCCGCCGCAAGGCCGGGAAGCGGCGCAUCUGCGAGGGGAUGUGCUUUAGCCUUCCAACGGCAGAUGAUCCCUACAACGAGAGGCAUGAGAAGAAGUCUAUGGGUAAGAGCAGGAAGUCGAAGAAACAAAAGUUUAAUAGGAGAGAUAAUGGGCAUGAGGAUUCUAACUCCACUCUGAACAACGAUAAAAGGCUUCAGGAGAAGGCUGGUUGCUCUCCAGACACAGAGAAGACGCUUAUGAAGAAUCCUGUUGAGAAAACGGAGUGCAACGGGGAAAAUGGUGGCAUUAAGAAUGGCCGUGUCUCUAAGUUCCUCAUGCUGUGCUUAAAAGCUGUAGAGGAUGCUUGGGUGCAGGAGGGUACCCUCAAUAAAGACAUGGUUGGGGCUCUACUAUCGAGCUACUGGGGAGCCGAAUUCUGCGGGAUUUGUUCGUCUGGGUCAAGCGUAGUGGAGACCAGUGGUUCACCUGCAGCUAAAGAUCAGGUCGCUUGGCUGGUCUCAACAGCAGCCGAUAUUGUUGCGAGGAAGGAGAAACAAGGGAUCAUUGUUGCCAGCCCCUUCCUUUUGUUUAUAGCGUCAUCCCAAGAUAGGGCUAUUGAGGUGAGGGCUGUGUGCAAACCUCUUAAGUCUCUUGGAAUCCAUACAGUCAGCUUGCAUUCUGGGACAUCAUUGAAUCACCAGGUUCAUGGUCUAAAGAAUUGCGAGCCUGAGUUUCUUGUAUCUACCCCAGAAAGACUUCUGGAGCUUGUUUCACUAAAAGCCAUUGACAUUUCUGGAACAUCUCUAUUGGUUGUUGAUGGACUAAGAAAAUUUGUGGACUUGGGGUUGCUAGAUAAUCUAAAAUCCAUCAGAGGGAGUAUAUUUGGGGAUCCUCAGAUAAUUGCUUUCGGUGGUAGCCAUGGAGAAAUACCAGUGGUGACUGAGCUGCUACAACAUUUAAUAAGAGGGCCGGUUUAUAGGUUAUCUGCACAUGAAUCAGUGGCUAGCACAAGUACUUUUGUAUCGCAAUAUAUACACUUUUAUGCCUCGGAAGAUGAAAAGCUGUCUGAGGUUUUACAAAUUCUUUCUCAAACACUUAGUAAACAAACUGCCCGAAGUCCUGAAGUCCUUUUAAUAUCUGGCAGUGCAUCCAAAAUCAGCCCACUAGCUUCUUACCUGAAUUCUAAAGGUUAUGAUGUUUGUGGUGACAGUCACACGCGUGGUUUACACAAAACGAAUGGUGAAAAAUCUGGUUCAGUCAUGGUGAAGGAUUUAGAUAACCUCCUUGAUCUUCCCAUGGAUAAAUUUGAGAUAGUUAUGAUUGUGGAUUUCCCCUCCUCUAUCAAGGAUUAUAAUACAAUUCUGACAAAGAUUGCACGGCAUACUCUUGUUGGGGUUCUGCAUAGUUUCUUUUCUACAGUAGAUGCCCCUUUGGCUGAGUCUUUGAUUGAGGUACUCGAGCAAUGCGGUCAGGUGGUUCCACCAUUUCUUAAAAGCCUUUGAAUUUCAGAUCCUACAAGUUCAAAUAUAUGUUUGUUGAUUUAUUAAUGUACUUCUAAUUUUCAUGUUUUUAACAUGUUUAUCAUGAAACGUGUAUCACCAUCAUUGUUUUAUACAAAUUUUAACGUUGAAAUGCUCAAAGUUUCUGCUUCACUUAGUUU